Molecule: messenger RNA, 1374 nt
Organism: Drepanopeziza brunnea f. sp. 'multigermtubi' MB_m1
Lineage: Eukaryota; Fungi; Ascomycota; Leotiomycetes; Helotiales; Drepanopezizaceae
Biological process (GO): phospholipid biosynthetic process
Molecular function (GO): phosphatidylserine decarboxylase activity
Source: RefSeq, a predicted model, not a curated record
AUGCCGCACCAACAACAGCUUCCCUCGGAGAUGAAUCACGACCUGCCGAAGGAGCAUCACCGUCAUAGAACUGGCGGGUGGAUGCCAGCUGACCACCGUCUCCACAAGGCGUGGCUGCAGAAGCAGGUCGAUCAUGUCGACCAGAAUCCCCAGAAAUUACCUCCCGUUCUCGAGGAGUUCAAGACGAUGAUCGAAUCCAGCGCGCGCUUCCACAUGUACUUCACCGCCAUGUUCGAUGAGAUCCCGGCGAAGAGAAUUUACCGGACAGAUCCAACGAAUAACAAGCAGAUCAGAGAUUACCAGCACAUGCUUCAAGUGCUGGCUCACAUCUUGCGGACUGCUCCUCACUGGACCGAGUCAGCCCAGAAGGUAGGAAUGGUUGGCGUGCCGAUGAAUGCGAUCUUCGAUUACCCGAUGUCGACUCCCUCCGGCCAUGCGGCCUUCUUGGAUCCCGAAGUCAAUGCUAUGGUGAAGAAAGUCCUUAACGAGUGGGGCAAGUUCUUGCUGUCCCCAGAGUCAGCAAAGGUGCUUGGAAAAGAUAAACAUGGAUGGUUUGGCGAGACGGCAACUAAAGACAUCGAAAUCGUUGCCAACAAGGCAGGAAACACUGACUUGAAAUUUCAUGACAUGUUCGUUUGCGAUCCUACCAAAGAGUAUCAUGGAUUCAAGUCGUGGGAUGAUUUCUUCACCCGCGAGCUGAACGUCAAGGCCGGAUACCGACCAGUAGCAGCUCCCGACGACGACAGCAUCGUCGUCAACGCGUGCGAGUCCAAGCCCUUCUCCACCCAGCGCGACUGCCAGCUCCGGGACCGAUUCUGGAUCAAGGGCCAGCCGUACUCCGUCAGCGACAUGCUCGCGCACGACGACCUGGCGCAGCAGUUCGACGGCGCCACCGUCUACCAAGCAUUCCUCUCGGCGCUCUCCUACCACCGCUGGCACGCGCCCGUCAGCGGCACCAUCCGGAAGGCUUUCCGCGUCGACGGCACCUACUUCUCCGAGCCCCUCUGGGAAGGCCUCGGCGACCCGCACACGACCGAGAUCAACCAGGCCGGCAUCUCGUCCGCGCAGGGCUACAUCUCGGCGCUGGCCGCGCGCGCGAUCAUCUUCAUCGAGGCCGACAACCCCGACAUCGGACUGAUGGCCUUCGUCGGCAUCGGCAUGGACGAGGUCUCCACGUGCGACGUUACCGUCAAGGAGGGCCAGCGCGUCCGGAAGGGCGACCAGACGGGCAUGUUCCACUUCGGUGGCUCCUCGCACACCUUGCUCUUCCGGAAGGGGGUUGAUAUUGGUGGCUUCCCGGAGCCGGGUCGGGACCAUAACGUCCCCGUCCGCUCUGCGCUCGCAGUGGUCAAGUCUAGCAAGGCUGGCUCGUGA